AUGGCGAACCAGCUUGCCCUCCGAUCUCUCCUCCACCAACCGCCCCAUGCCAUUCUCGCCGAUGCUAGCGCCCACAUCAUCCACUGGGAAGCGGGAGGGAUCGCACACUUGUCCGGGGCUAUGGUCCAGGGAAUCCGCCCGAAGAAUGGGCUCUACCUUACCCUGGACGACGUCAAGAAACACGCUGUCGUCACGGACGACGUCCACAAGUGUCCAACGCGGGCGAUUAGCAUAGAGAACACUUGUUCAGGGGUGAUAAUCCCUUUGGAGGAACUGCAAAGGAUCAAGGAAUGGGCCUCCACGCAUGACAUCGCCAUCCACAUGGACGGGGCACGGCUGUGGGAGGCAGUCUCAGCCGGGGCGGGUAGCUUAGAAGAAUUUGGCAGAUGCUGCGAUGUGCUGACAAUGGACUUCAGCAAGAACCUGGGCGCGCCGAUGGGCGCUAUGGUUCUCGGCUCGUCUGAGCUGAUCAAGCGCCUGCGACGGCUGCGGAAGAGCAUCGGCGGCGGUAUGAGGCAGGCUGGUGUCCUCGUCGCUGCAGCACGACAGGCCGUUGUAGAGAACUUUGGACUUGGGCCCCACGAUUCUCGAGGUGUGCUUGGUAUCAGUCGGACUCUGGCAGAGGAGGUCGGAAGAAUGUGGACAAUGAGAGGAGGAAUAGUACUGAAGCCUAUCGAGACCAACAUGGUCUGGCUAGACCUCAGCGGGUGUGGUAUCGAAAUGAGUGAGUGGAACGAAAUGGGGAGACAAUAUGGUAUCAAACUUGAUGGAAAAAGGGUCGUGCUGCAUCAUCAAAUUAGUGAACUGGCUAUGAAGCGUCUGGGUGCUGUGAUGGACGAGGUGCUAGGUCGAGUUAAACAGACGGCAGUAUUGGGUGCUGCGACGAAAGCCCGUUUGUGA
Colletotrichum spaethianum is the source of this 900-nucleotide messenger RNA. Its product is annotated as alanine racemase TOXG. Gene Ontology annotation, biological process: L-threonine catabolic process; glycine biosynthetic process. Gene Ontology annotation, molecular function: L-allo-threonine aldolase activity. NCBI's taxonomy places the organism in Eukaryota, Fungi, Ascomycota, Sordariomycetes, Glomerellales, Glomerellaceae. The transcript has a single exon. Gene Ontology annotation, cellular component: cytosol. The record is from RefSeq and is a predicted model, not a curated record. The coding region runs from base 1 to 900 and encodes 299 amino acids.